AUUAGGUCAUGAAGUAUGUUGUUUUUCAUUUUCCUCGCAGGAUUGUUGGUGGAUUUGAGGCGCUUACAGCCAUGGAGAAUGUGGAGAGUGAUCCCAAAUCAGACAAACCAAAGUCGGAGAUCAAGAUCAUAACUGCCACUGUGUUUGUGGAUCCGUACGAAGAGGCUGACGCUCAGAUCGCAGCAGAGCGAGCGCAGGAGCUGCAGAAGCAGGAGGACGAGAUGGAGCAGACCAGCAUCGCCCGGAAGAAAGCCAAGGGGGAAGAGGCACCGAAGACCUUCAAAGCGGGUGUGGGGAAAUACAUCAACCCUGCCACAACAAAACGACCGGCUGCUGUAGAUGAAAGCGGGCCGUCCACCAGCGGAGCGGAGCCUAAAAAGUGCAAGGGCAAGACCAACCUCGGAGACUUUAGCUCCUGGUAGCACCGAAACAUUUAGCUUUCACCAGUCUGGAUUCUGACCGGUCGUGUUGAGCGCAACACAAUUAUUGUCAUUUAUACAUUUGUCUCUCUAAAUUUGUCAUGUGAAACCAUUAAAGUUACUUUUUACAAAGAU
Molecule: messenger RNA, 554 nt
Organism: Notothenia coriiceps (black rockcod)
Lineage: Eukaryota; Metazoa; Chordata; Actinopteri; Perciformes; Nototheniidae
Product: peptidyl-prolyl cis-trans isomerase-like 2
Exons: 4
Coding region: 9-422 (137 amino acids)
Source: RefSeq, a predicted model, not a curated record